AUGAAUAGUAAUGUAAAUAAUGUAUUGACUGUUGUUUGCGAUGAAAAACAGCAUAAUAUUGACUCGGAUUUUGUGUCCGAAGACGUGAGUUCGAGCCCCGACACUGUGCGCACUAUUAGUGAACAUCAUGAUGAUGAACAUCAGCCGGGUAAUAUAAAUGAGCUGAUGGCCGCCAAUGAUGAGACAAAACCACACGAAAACAAUAGACAAUCAGAAUCUGAUUCUGAAAGUAAUACCUCAAUGGAUAGCCAACAGAAUGAUAGGACAUCGACUGGUCAUUGGAGGAAAUACACUACAAAAGAGCAAUACCUGAGCGACGAGUUGAGGGCC
This is a messenger RNA of Oppiella nova, 330 nucleotides long. Lineage: Eukaryota; Metazoa; Arthropoda; Arachnida; Sarcoptiformes; Oppiidae. The record is from the annotation of a GenBank genome assembly.